Molecule: messenger RNA, 1092 nt
Organism: Photinus pyralis (common eastern firefly)
Lineage: Eukaryota; Metazoa; Arthropoda; Insecta; Coleoptera; Lampyridae
Exons: 1
Coding region: 1-1092 (363 amino acids)
Biological process (GO): DNA replication, removal of RNA primer
Molecular function (GO): nucleic acid binding; RNA-DNA hybrid ribonuclease activity
Source: RefSeq, a predicted model, not a curated record
AUGCUUUCCGAGGCAGGUUUCCUCCCACUGUCUCACAGACGCGACAAAAUCCUAAGUGGAUAUGUAGCGGGAAUCCGGGCGCAACCGGAUCAUCCCAACUAUAAACUUUUGUUUUCCGGAAUACGCGGUUUUCUGGAGAGGCCCACAAUUACUAGACCUGCCGGUGUUCGAGCCCACGAACUAUUCGCUGCGAUGGCAGUUAAUAUGCCGCCCGUGUUACCAUUUGGACAAGGCGAAGUUCCGCCUUGGAUGAUCCCGAAAAUGAAAAUCUUCUUAAAACUGGCGGAAUACGUUAAAGAAGAUACCCCAGUAACAAUAUACAGAAGCAACUUUCUUGCCUUUCUGGAGGAGCAUCGGAACUCAACCAUCAUCUACACUGAUGGAUCACGCACAGAAUCAGGAGUAGGAUGCGCUGUAUACGUGGAAUACAGGUCGCACGAGUGGACACUUCCGCCUAUGACAACUGUAUACGGAGCAGAACUGUAUGCAUUGUGGCAGGCUCUGCUGUAUUGUCUAAUAAAUAGAGGGCACGUGUUUCUGAUUGUUUGCGAUAGCCUCAGUGUUAUGGCCGGGAUACGGGACAUUUUUUCCCGUGACCCUCUUAUUCAGAGAAUACAAGCAAUGUACACAAAUGUUACGAAGUCCGGUAAGGUAGUGGAAUUUGCGUGGAUACCCAGUCAUGUAGGAAUACACGGAAAUGAACUGGUUGAUGCGGCAGCAAAACGUGCAACAAGAGGAACCCGAGUAGAUGUCAAGGACCUAAGACCCACGGAUCUUAAAGCAGCCCUGAGGCUGGCCGUGGGAAGGACGGCGAAAUGGAUUCCGCCACUUACGCUAACGCGAACCGAACGCGUGAAAAUACAAAGGCUGCGGAUAGGACAUACUGGACUCACCCAUGCUUAUUAUAUACUUCGCGGAGAACCUCCUCCCAUGUGUCAAUGUGGUGAACGGAUAACGGUCGUCCAUAUCGUAUGUACGUGUCCAAAUUUUGUCCAAACAAGAACAGCCGCUGCAAAUAUCACCAGACCUACAGCAGAACUUGCGGGAGCCUACGAGAAUAAGAGGAGUGCUAGAUUUUCUGAAAGGAAAUAA